AGUUUGACUGAAGGGAGAAUACAGGGCUUGUCCUUAACCCUGACGUCAGGGCUGUCUUUAAUAAAAACUCCAAACAGAGAAAAUCCGUCAGUGGAAUUAUCAGCGCAGGGAUGCUUUAAAAGCUCUUGAGAAGCUGGUACGUUUUGUUUUUAAAAGGAUCUCAUUCUGGGUUCAAUGCAUUUGACACUGGUUUCCAGUAAUGAGGUGGCUCCUGCCUUGUUGGAUUCUAGUUAUAUUAAUAGCAGUCAGCAUUCCUCAGGCACGUGCCCAGAAUUCGACUGCCAUGCCGCCAGUGACCGCAGUAACGGAGCAGUUUAACCGGACAGAGUACUGCAAGUGGCCGUGCAAGUGUCCAAAGAGCCCGCCUCGCUGCUCCGCAGGGGUCAGUCUGGUGAUGGACGGCUGUGACUGCUGCAAAGCCUGCGCCAGACAGGUGGGGGAGAAAUGCAACGAGGCCGACACCUGCGACUACCACAAGGGACUGUACUGCGACUAUAGCAUGGACAAGCCUAGGUACGAAAUAGGAGUGUGUGCACAUAUGGUCGGGGUCGGAUGUGAGGAUAACGGAGUGAUUUAUCGAAACGGGCAGAGCUUCCAGCCUAACUGCAAGUACAAGUGCAUGUGUGUCAACGGGGCCAUUGGGUGCGUGCCCGUGUGCCGAGACUCUCGCCCGCCCCUCGUCUGGUGUCAGAACCCCAAGAGGGUUAAAGUCCCUGGGAAGUGCUGUGAGCAGUGGAUCUGUGACGAGUCUAAGAAAGUCAGGAAGACAUCCCCCCGGCAUGUCUCCUCAGACGCAGAUGAAAACGAGGUCUGGCAUAAGAACUGUGUAUCACAGACCACUCCCUGGAGCCCCUGCUCAAAAACGUGCGGAACAGGCCUCUCGAUGAGAGUGACAAACGCCAACGACCAGUGCGAGCUGGUUAAAGAGAGGCGGCUGUGCAACAUCCGACCCUGUGAGGUCGACAUCACCAAGCACAUCAAGCCUGAGAAGAAAUGUCUGAAUGUGUACAGAGAGGAUGAACCGAAGAACUUUACCAUAUCAGGGUGCAUCAGUAAAAAGACAUACAGGCCAAAGUACUGUGGGGUCUGCACAGACAACCGGUGCUGCAUUCCAUACAAGUCAAAGACUAUCGAGGUCCAGUUUGAGUGCCCCAAUGGAUCCAUGUUCUCCUGGCCAGUGAUGUGGAUCAAUGCUUGCUUUUGCAACUUGAGUUGUAAAAACCCCAAUGACAUUUUUGCAGACUUGGAGCACUAUUAUGAUCGCUCUGAAAUUGGAAACUAAGAAGAGGAGGUUUGCGAUGUUAAACCCACCCAGCCAUCUGAUUGAAAUACAUCAGAUUAGCCCUGCAGUAAUAAAAGACAACUCUAGCUAUUGACCCACAGAACUGCGAUACACUUACUGUAUAUAAAGUUUAAAUGAUUGUUUUUCACUUGCAGGUUAAAUCCUGGAGAGAUUGUAAAGAAACCUCUUUAUUCUAAAAAGGGGGGGAGGGUAUAUCUAAAACUAACCUGUUCCUAUUUGAAGAGGUGCAUUAGUAUUAUGAAAUGGUGUUAAUGACGUUGUCCUAGGCAGGACAGAGUAACUGCUUUAGGUAUUGCCUAUUAGUAAUAUGUAGCAAACCACUUAUGGGUCCACUCAUGUUAGUGUUCUUGCUAUUCUCCACACUUCCUUUACCCUGACACUGUGUUUAUGCUGCAGACAUUCCACAAACAUUGAACUUUUAAUCACAGCGUGUGUUCUAAUAGGAAACCCCAAAAUUAUUUUUUUACAUAAAACGAUCUUCACUUGAAAAGUACUAUCCAGGACCGCUCUGAAUCCACGUGGGCUCUAUUCAAAUGAUCUGAACCGCUAUUGUAGUUUUUUCUCAUUAAAAGUAAGUACUCUAGAAUGACAAGUUCAGUUCUAAUUUAAUAAUUUAAAUGCUGGCGGUAAUUAGAUCCCCCACUGUUUAGAUCAAUGGAAUAAAGAUAUUUCUUCCACGUAUUAUUGUAAGCUACAUUCUGAGUACCGAGCGCAAUUAUAGAGGUGUGGGCUGCAGCCGAUUGGUUAUAAGUACUGUAUAUUACAGUAUAUGCAGAAUUGCAUAUACAAUAUACAGGUUUGUUAAAACCACUCAAGGUUUAAAGGUAUAUAGUGUUUGUCCACCAGAGGGUGCCCUUUGUGCAUAGUUAAUUGAACAUUUUACUGUUAAUGUUAAUGUUUAAAUUAGCCACAGUACAGCCCAUACACAAGCGCCACUUAUAGGCCUCUCCGAAUGUAAACGUUCUGUUGAAGCUGAAAAAGGAACCCAUGGACCCCAAUGGAAAUUUGAUUGUAAAACCAAAAAUCACCAGAAACUAAAAAUGUGGCAACAUGAGUUAAGUGAGAAAAUGAUAAUAAAAAAAAAAACACCAAACACGUUUAACCCUGUUAGUCCCACCAUACCAAGGCAUUUAAGGAGACGUUUUAAGGCAAAUACAUUUUUACUGUUACACUUUUCCCCUAAAUGAAGCUUUGCCACAAUGUUUUCAGCCUCCCAGAAACCAGUCCAUCUGAAAGGUUUAAAGUUCUGGUUUUAAUUAUACUGUAUGUUAAUGCAUAAUACACAGCCAGUAGAAUACUUAACUGUAAUCUAAGAUUUGUUUUCCAAAUCAGGGAUACAUAGUAUAUAAGAACGCUUUAUGAAAAGUAUAUUUAAUUCUAUAUAAAGUCAAUAUAAUAAAUAAUCAUUUGAUAUGAAGUCGCUCAUUCUUGUUUGCAUUAUUCCCUGGGUUUCAUGGUUGGUUCAAAUGAUUGGGAUAUUCCAUAUGUUCACCUCCCUGCAAUGCUAGUUAAUGCUCAUUACAGGUCAAUCAUUUCCUUCUAUUGUCUGAUCAGGGCGUUUGGAAACAAUAUUAAAAGGAGCUGAACCCUGAAUCACCAUUUUCAUUAUAACGGCAUUUAAAAAAAAAAAAAAAAAAAUGAAAAAGAAAAGAACACAACUUAAAGAAACAGUAUUUGCAAAGUUAAACAUUUUAUUUUUAAAUAAAUACAUGUUUGUCAUUAGGAAAACAGAUUUAUUCUCUCCCUCUACAAUUUUGUAUCUUUACAAGGUCAAUUUUAUUUUUUUCUAUAAAAGCAAACUUAAAUCAAUAGUUACAACUUCAUUGAAAUAUUAAGCUGUUUCAGUCGGCUCACCCUGUAGAGUACGUGCUAUAAUGAUCAAAUAUUAAACAUUGCUUUUACACUAGCACAGAUAAAAUAAAACAAAAGCUUUAAAUGCAAAUAUUAGGUUCAAUGGCACUUUUUUGUUCUGUUGGGGGAAAACAAAAAAAAAAUAACUUGCAUAGAACAAUGUAAUUUACAAAAUAGCAGUACAUUAAUCGUUUGCCAAGUGUUUAUUUUUUAUUUACAACAAGAAAAGCUUUAAAAAUGCAAUUUCCA
Acipenser ruthenus (sterlet) is the source of this 3403-nucleotide messenger RNA. It is a transcript of the gene ccn4b, whose product is annotated as cellular communication network factor 4b. The transcript is spliced from 5 exons. The record is from RefSeq and is a predicted model, not a curated record. Gene Ontology annotation, cellular component: extracellular region; extracellular matrix. The coding region runs from base 200 to 1282 and encodes 360 amino acids. Gene Ontology annotation, molecular function: heparin binding; integrin binding. Gene Ontology annotation, biological process: cell adhesion; signal transduction. Lineage: Eukaryota; Metazoa; Chordata; Actinopteri; Acipenseriformes; Acipenseridae.